This is a messenger RNA of Cannabis sativa, 1551 nucleotides long. Its product is annotated as COBRA-like protein 4. Bases 158 to 1489 code for a protein of 443 amino acids. Gene Ontology annotation, cellular component: plasma membrane. The transcript is spliced from 6 exons. Gene Ontology annotation, biological process: cellulose microfibril organization; plant-type cell wall cellulose biosynthetic process. The record is from RefSeq and is a predicted model, not a curated record. NCBI's taxonomy places the organism in Eukaryota, Viridiplantae, Streptophyta, Magnoliopsida, Rosales, Cannabaceae.
AAAUAUAUCAUAUAUAGUAUCCAACAAACCAUUAGAUACAACCCUGUAAAUAUACACACAACCCUUUAUAAAGAUAGAUAUAAAGUGUUUCAACAUCAUUGUUUACUCAAAUACAAAAUAUCUCCAUCAUAUUGUUUUCUUCGGUCUUCUGUUUGAAAUGACCAAAGCUAAAACCAUGGUUUCCAGCAAGUGUACAAGCUCGCUGUUAGCAGCUUUGUUGUUAGUUUUCAUGUUUUCUCAUCCUGCAGCUGCAUACGAUCCUUUGGAUCCAAAUGGCAACAUUACAAUUAAGUGGGAUGUUAUGUCUUGGACUCCUGAUGGCUAUGUGGCAGUGGUAACAAUGACCAACUUCCAAAUGUACCGGCACAUAAUGAGUCCAGGGUGGAGCAUGGGGUGGGUUUGGACCAAGAAAGAAGUGAUAUGGUCAAUGGUUGGGGCCCAAGCUACAGAGCAAGGAGACUGUUCCAAGUUCAAAGAUGGGAAUAUGCCUCACUGUUGUAAGACUAAUCCAACAGUAGUUGAUUUGCUUCCUGGUGUCCCUUACAACCAGCAAAUUGCCAAUUGUUGUAAAGGGGGUGUUGUGGCCUCUUGGGGCCAAGACCCUUCUGCUGCUGUCUCUUCUUUUCAAGUCAGUGUGGGCCGUUCUGGCACUUCCAACAAGACUGUUAAACUACCCAAGAACUUUACUUUAAUGGGCCCUGGGCCUGGAUACACUUGCAGCCAGGCUAAGAUUGUUACCCCUACUCCUUUCAUCUCACCCGAUGGUCGUAGGAAAACUCAGGCUUUGAUGACUUGGAAUGUUACAUGUUCUUACUCACAGCUACUGUCUUCAAAGUACCCAAAAUGCUGUGUCUCCUUGUCAUCAUUCUAUAACUCAACCAUCACUCCUUGUCCAACUUGCGCUUGUGGUUGUCAAAAUAAGAACAAAUGCGUUGAAAGUGAUUCGAAACUGUCAAGUGUUGUGGGAUUACAUACACCUAGAAAAGACAAUGCCCCAUUGCUUCAGUGCACACAACACAUGUGCCCAAUUAGAGUGCAUUGGCAUGUGAAAAUUAACUACAAGCAGUACUGGCGUGCCAAGAUUGCCAUCACAAAUUUCGAUUAUAGGUAUAACUAUACACAGUGGACCCUUGUUGCUCAGCACCCUAAUCUCAACAAUGUCACCCAAGUUUUCAGCUUCAACUACAAGCCAAUUGUGCCCUUCCAAUCCAAGAAUGAUAGUGGUCUGUUUUAUGGGAUGAAAUUCUUCAAUGAUGUCUUAAUGGAAGCUGGGCCAAAUGGGAAUGUUCAGACAGAGAUAAUAAUGGAGAAAGAUUUAGAGACAUUCACAUUUAGAGAAGGUUGGGCGUUCCCUCGAAAGAUCUAUUUCAAUGGAGAUGAGUGCAUGAUGCCUCCACCUGAUUCCUACCCACGAAUGCCCAACUCUGCCCAUUCAUUUCUACCAAACCUGUCUCUCUUUUGGGUUUUGCUUACUCUACUGUUUUUUUGAUCAUGUAGUUAUAUAUUAUCGGAAUGAGAUGAAUGUAAGAUUGCGCUUCAUUGGGAUGAAAA